This is a messenger RNA of Phacochoerus africanus (Common warthog), 3418 nucleotides long. It is a transcript of the gene PIGV, whose product is annotated as phosphatidylinositol glycan anchor biosynthesis class V. Bases 1206 to 2687 code for a protein of 493 amino acids. Gene Ontology annotation, biological process: GPI anchor biosynthetic process. The transcript has 4 exons. Gene Ontology annotation, cellular component: mannosyltransferase complex; endoplasmic reticulum membrane. The record is from RefSeq and is a predicted model, not a curated record. Gene Ontology annotation, molecular function: GPI mannosyltransferase activity; alpha-1,6-mannosyltransferase activity. Lineage: Eukaryota; Metazoa; Chordata; Mammalia; Artiodactyla; Suidae.
GGGGCCGCCAUCGGCGGAGCCAGUGCGCAGGCGCGACCGCUCGGGGCCCCGGAUGGACGAGCUAAGGUUCGGGCCCCGCCUGGGAGGUUGAGAGCAGCGGGUGCUGGGGACCCGGCGCCAGCUUGGGAGCCUAGAAGUUCCAGGGGGAGGGAAGUUGUCAAGCGGAGGCCGAGGGAAAUGAGGCGGAGGCCGCGAGAAGCGAGGAGCCCCGCCCCUCCGCCAUAGCGGCCUCCCAGUGCCGCCUCUUCCUUUACAGCCUGCAGCCCGCCCCUGCCUUCCGGCUCUAGGCCGGACCGGGCCCCACCGGUUCCCUCGGGAGUUAACCGCUGAGCCGUGUCCCCUUUGUGGAGAGGAGAUACCCAAUCCCUGGUUGGGACUAUGUCCGAAAAGGAGAACGCUAGAACGGGCUUCGGACCCGGCUGGGCUUGGAAAAGAUGGCCUCUGCCUCGCGGCAGCUAGCAAAACCUCUGGUCCUGAGGACCCUGGGUCAGAGCGACCUCCCUACCCCAUAGAGGAUGUUAAUCUUACCCAGAGAAACUAGGGCUCCAAUUCCACAGGUUUUCCUAUCGGCCCAGAUUGGGCCCUCCCUGCCUUGAGUACAAACAGCAAGAGCUUGCGCUGUCAGACAAGUACUGGGCUUGGAGACCCGGCUUGUAAUCCAGUUUCUGGAAGACUGCAACCCUUUUGGCAGGAGUGAGGGCUGGUAGACUAUGAGGUUUCAGAAAAAAAAGGAAAAGAAAAGACGUUCUCUUUAAGUAUUGCUUUGGCUGUGCCCCCUGACCCCAGCGAGCCUCAGUUUCCACAUCCAUAAAAUGGCGAUUGUAAUUACACAGGCCUCAUGGGGUGUAAUGAGAUCUCUGGUGGAAAAACUCUGGAGAUAUUAUUACCCUGGGUAUAUUUAUCUCACAGGAAAAUAGGGUAAAACUGGUUGCUCUCUAAGUGCCCUGCCAGUUCAGAAUCUGUGAUUUCGUUAGAGGGGUUGUUGGGAAGUGAGGCCCUCAAUGAGCAGAGAGGGAGCACACUGGUUUUAUUUUCACUCGGUUUACCUGUAAGUUAAGGGUAGGCUACACGUCUUCUGUUGUCGCUGGGUCUAGAGCUUGACUCUAGAGAGAGGAAAGGAAGAAUGGAAGCCUGGUGAAGAGGCAGAGAAGCCUGAAGGAGCUCAGUCCUGGAAGCAGCCCCUCUGAAUUCCUGGUGGUGAGAGGAUGUGGCCCCUGGACCCAUCCCUGAAAGAGGUGCUGGGGUUUGCCGUCGGCUGCCGUGUCCUGACUCUGGUGUUGCAGGCUUUCUUCAAUGCCAUCAUCCCAGACCACCAUGCAGAAGCUUUCUCGCCUCCUCGCUUUGGCCCCUCCAGCUCUGUGGACCAAUUUGUAGAAGGUCUCCUGGGUGGUCUCUCUCACUGGGAUGCUGAACACUUCCUGUUCAUUGCUGAGCAUGGCUACCUGUAUGAGCACAACUUUGCCUUCUUCCCUGGUUUCCCCCUGGUCCUGUUGGUGGGGACUGAGUUGCUGAGACCCCUGUGGGGGUUACUGAGCCUACGGAGUUGCCUACUAAUCUCAGUAGCAUUGCUCAAUUCCUUGUUCUCUGUGCUGGCUGCACUCGCACUUCAUGACCUGGGCUGUCUGGUUCUGCACUGUCCCCGCCAGGCCUUUUACGGAGCACUGCUCUUCUGCCUCAGUCCCGCCAAUGUCUUCCUGACAACUGGUUACUCAGAAGCUUUGUUUGCCCUCCUGACAUUCAGUGCCAUGGCGCAGCUGGAAAGGGGCCGAAGCUGGACUAGUGGACUUCUCUUUGCCCUUGCCACUGGUGUACGCGCCAAUGGGCUGGUCAACGUCGGCUUCCUCGUGCAUUCUCAGUGCCGAGGCUUUUUCUCUUCUCUCACGAUGCGGAAUCCUCUGAGGCAGCUCUUGAAGCUGAUGGGCUCGGUGUUUUUGUCAGUCCUCUCACUUGGCCUUCCCUUUGGCCUCUUCCAGUACUAUGCCUAUACCCAGUUCUGUGUUCAAGGCUCAGCCCACCCCAUCCCUAAGCCCUUGCUGCAGUUAGCUUUGGACAAGGGCUACCGAAUCGCUGAGGGAAAUGAGCCACCUUGGUGCUCCUGGAAACUUCCCCUAGUAUACAGUUACGUCCAGGACAUCUACUGGAAUGUUGGCUUUUUGAGAUACUAUGAACUCAAGCAGGUGCCAAAUUUUCUCCUGGCUGCACCAAUGGCUGUACUGGUUGCCUGGGCAACUUGGACCUACGUGACCACCCACCCGUGGCUCUGCCUUACGCUUGGGAUGCAAAGGAACAAGAACAAUAAGAGCCUAGAGAAGCCUGACCCUGGAUUCCUCAGUCCUCAGGUGUUUGUAUACCUGGUCCACGCUGCAGUGCUGCUGCUGUUUGGCAGUCUGUGCAUGCAUGUCCAGGUUCUCACCAGGUUUUUGUGCUCCUCGACUCCCAUUGUAUACUGGUUUUCAGCUCACUUGCUUCACGAUCGAGAACCACUGCUGAGAUCCCUAAAGACUGUGCCUUGGAAGCCUCUUGCAGAAAACUUUCCACCAGGACAAAAGGUCCCCAGAAACUCUAUCGUGGGACUCUUGUACAACUGGAAAGCUUGUUCUCUGGUCACACGAUGCAUUCUAGGCUACUUCCUGACUUACUGGAUCCUGGGACUACUCCUACAUUGCAACUUCCUGCCUUGGACAUGACCUGGAGACUGAGGGGACAGGCUUGAAGCAGACUUAACCAGGAUCUGAAAGUACACAUACACUCUGGGGCUGCCUGUGCUGCCCUGGAAUCUUAACUCUAUCCAUUAGACCCUCUCUCUCUCUUUGAAGGUUGGUUGGGAACGGGAGAAGUGUGAGCCUCUAGAGAGCCUCUUCUGGGCCUGGCCAUGGCAGAUUUUAGAGUAGAAACUGUUUUCUCUGUAAAUGAAGAAAUCUUACUGCAAGUCUAAAGUACACCUAGAUCUAUCUUGUCUAUCAACCAUGGCAGAGAUUGUCUUAAACUUACCACCACCCACAUAUCAAUUUAAAUGUAAAUUUCAUCAAAGGCUCUAACUGCUAAGUUGGGAAUAGUUCACAUGUGUUGGUGGAGGGCAGUGGAGGGGCACUACUAAGUAAAAUGGGACCAUCUUUUCUAAAUGGGACAUUGUUUCUUUUUUUCUUUUCUCAGGCACAUCUUCCGCCUAUGGAAGUUCCCAGGCUAGGGGUCAAAUUGGAGCUGCAGCUGAGGCCUACACCACAGCCAUGGCAACACCAGAUCAGAGCCACAUCUAUGACUUAUGCUGUGGCAUGGAGACAGUGUUGGGUCCUUAACCCACUGAGCCACAAUGGGAACUUCUUGGGACAUUGUUUCUGAUGAUUUUUGCCAUGAUUUGUUCACUUAUUUAUAUGAGAAAUCUUACAAAGAUAUGCAAAUUAAACAACUUUCAGUUAUA